CCAUACUUCCUCUCCACUUCUCUCUUUUUUCCUCUCCAACAACUAACUAAUUUUUAUUUAUUUCUCACCUCCGCCCCUCGCUUCUUCCAUGGAGGAUUCUGGUGCCGGUUCUAGUGACGACGCCAAGAGUGGUACUUGCCCACGUGGACACUGGAGGCCCGCCGAGGAUGAAAAGCUCCGGCAACUUGUCGACCAGUACGGCGCACAAAACUGGAACUCGAUUGCAGAGAAGCUUCAAGGAAGAUCCGGGAAGAGUUGCAGAUUGAGGUGGUUUAAUCAACUUGACCCUAGAAUAAACAGACGGCCGUUUACGGAAGAGGAGGAAGAAAGGCUUCUUGCAGCUCAUCGGAUUCACGGAAACAAGUGGGCUCUAAUAGCGAGGCUGUUCCCCGGUCGAACCGACAACGCCGUGAAGAACCACUGGCAUGUGAUAAUGGCAAGAAAGCAAAGAGAACAAUCGAAGCUAUGCGGGAAGAGGACUUAUCAAGAUGUUUACAAUAAUAUUGACUCUAAAAACUCUAGCAAUUUUCAUGAAAGGAAAACAGCAUCGUCUCAAGGAGAAUUUAGCAGAUUCUUUGAAUUCCGAAACCCCAGUAAAGAAAGGAUAUUAUUCGCGGAUAAUUCAUCAUCAUCACCUUCCACUACUACUUGUUCGCUUUCUUGGAACUUUGCUUCAAUGGCGGCGGCAACAGUAGCAAGCAACUCAUCUAGUUCCAAUAACCAAUAUGUUCGUAGAUAUCAUCCGAAUAAUGCUUCUUCUGUGUAUCAUGGCAGCUAUCGGCCGCGCGUUUCAGCUACAUUUGGACUUCAAAACUACACAAAGGUUGUUCCAAGUCCCUUUGGUUACCUUAAUCUUGGUAAUGAUUAUGAACAGAAUGGAAGGAUCCGGCGGAGAGAUCAGUUAGUGAGUUUUUGCGAUAACUCGCCCGCAUUAGCUAAGUUGACCAUGUUGCCUGCAGAGCAAGAGCAAGGAGAUGAAUCUAUUGAGCAACACAAGGACAAUAUUCCCUUCAUUGAUUUUCUUGGUGUGGGAAUCUCUUCUUGAUUAUCACAAGAAAAACCUUUUUAUUUAACUUUUUAAAGUAUAUUAAUUAUGGUUGCAGUUUCAUGACCUUUUUAAUUCAU
Corylus avellana is the source of this 1125-nucleotide messenger RNA. RefSeq lists its product as uncharacterized. Lineage: Eukaryota; Viridiplantae; Streptophyta; Magnoliopsida; Fagales; Betulaceae. The record is from RefSeq and is a predicted model, not a curated record. Gene Ontology annotation, cellular component: nucleus. Gene Ontology annotation, molecular function: RNA polymerase II cis-regulatory region sequence-specific DNA binding; DNA-binding transcription factor activity, RNA polymerase II-specific. Gene Ontology annotation, biological process: regulation of DNA-templated transcription.